Molecule: messenger RNA, 1536 nt
Organism: Marchantia polymorpha subsp. ruderalis
Lineage: Eukaryota; Viridiplantae; Streptophyta; Marchantiopsida; Marchantiales; Marchantiaceae
Source: the annotation of a GenBank genome assembly
GUCAAGGUACAUAACGCCUGAGCCUGAUUACUGUAGCAGCGUAGAGCUCGUGUCAGCUUGGGAGAAGCAAGGGUAUAUUAAGGCAGCCCAAGAACUCAGGCUCACAAGUUCCGAAAGCUCAACUGAGAGCUUCACUCGACCUUUGCACGGAGGUAGCUGUGAUCGUCUGUGACGAUUUAGCUACCUUUGUCAGGUCGCAAAAAACUGCAACUUUUUGUUAAUCGGAACAAGUGAUUUGGAAAAAUGGCCACCAGUGGUUCCCAAUGGUUCCUUUGGACCGCUACAAUUCUUCUGAUAGCCGUGGUUUCACAAGGGCAGCUGACCACAGACUUCUAUGAAUCCACGUGCCCACAAGCUGCCACGAUAGUAAAGCAAAAGGUCGAUGAAAUCGUUGACGCUGAUAAGGGAAUGGCUGCAGGUCUGAUGCGCCUGCACUUUCAUGAUUGCUUCGUUCGGGGCUGCGAUGGGUCUGUGCUUCUGAAUUCGACCAAUACUACACUUGCCGAAAAAGAAGCGCUCAUAAACAAUGGCUCCCUUCGGGGAUUCGAGCAUAUCGACGAUAUAAAGAUGGAGCUAGAGUGCGCAUGCCCAGGUGUUGUGUCAUGUGCCGACAUUUUGGCCAUGGUGGCGAGGGACGCCACCGUUAAGCUCGGAGGCUUGAGCUGGCCAGUGUUUCUGGGCCGCAUCGACGGAGCAGCUUCAGUUGCAGACGAAGUCAACAGCAGUCUACCAUUCCGGACUUACAACUUCUCGCAGCUGGUUGCGACUUUCGCCAAAGUUGGACUGGACACCAAGGACAUGAUCGUCCUUUCAGGCGGGCAUUCUAUCGGACAACUGCACUGCGGCGCAUUCUUCGAGCGUUUGUGGGACUUUGAAGGUCAGAAUAUCACAGACCCAUCGAUGGACCCGGAAUUCGCUGAGUCUCUCAAGGCCCAGUGCCCUCGCGACAACCCUCUCCUCUUCAAAGGAGCCGAUUCCACGAACGCCACAUUCGACGCCGUCUACUAUUCGGACCUUCUGACCCAGAAAGGCCUCAUGGACUCCGACGUGGCGCUGAUGAGCGAUCCCUUGGGAGUGGAAUACGCCCUCAAAGCUGUGCAGGACCCGUACUCUUUCCUGUUCGAGUUUGGAAUGGCCAUGAUCAAAAUGGGCAACAUUCCAGCGAGUGAUCCUUACGGCUGGAGGAAGAAUUGUGCAGUCAUCGAGCCACGCAACUACUGAAAUUUGUAGAAAACAACGUAGAGCCCGUCUCUUCAAUGCAACCGGUAGGGUACUGCACCUCACGUGCAUUCUAUCCAAGAGAACAGGCUUCGAAUAAGACGAGUCCGAAGUUCUUUUGCAAAUUCAUGAUCUUGAUUGAAUCAGAUGUAAAUACGAUUCACAUCACUUCACAAGACAUGUAGAGUUCGGUGAGUGCAAAGUGUCGCCCAUUGGCGACAAAUACUGAUUGAUUACGUUGAGAGUAUCUAUCUCAGCCAUUUGAUAAAACAAUAAAUUUGCUGCAAUAAUCUUCGAAUCUACAAAUCUUUCCACAUG